AGCGCCGGGCUCAGGAGGCGGAGGAGGAGGAGGAGGAAGAGAAGACGCGGCGGCCAGGCUGGGCUGAGAGGAACGGCUGCCUUUCCUCCCUUCCCUUUUAUUUUCCGCCCCCGGACACCUCCCUCACCCUUUUUAUUUAUUACUACCGUUGCUAUUAUUUAUUAAUGUGUCGUUAUUAGUAUCGCUAAUACCCGCCCCCUCCGUUUCCUUUAGCCCUUUUUUUUUGCCCUCCCCCUCAACGGGGGGUCGGUCGGGGGGCGCCGGGGAGGAGAAGGAGGAGGAGGCGAGGCGGAGAAGCGCCUUCCCGGCCUAGCAGAGAUGCUGCCCUCCCGGCUGGCGCCCGCCUGCCUCCUCCUGGCUGCGCUGCUCUGCGGACGGGUCCGCGCUGCCCGAGUUAACAAGCACAAACCGUGGAUUGAAACAACUUACCAUGGCAUAGUUACAGAAAACGACAACACAGUACUGUUGGACCCCCCAUUGAUAGCACUGGAUAAGGAUGCACCUCUCCGUUUUGCAGAGAGUUUUGAGGUGACAGUCACCAAAGAAGGUGAGAUUUGUGGGUUUAAAAUCCAUGGCCAAAAUGUCCCUUUUGAAGCGGUGGUGGUGGAUAAAUCCACCGGGGAGGGGAUGAUCCGAUCCAAAGAGAAACUGGACUGUGAGCUGCAGAAGGACUACACGUUCACCAUCCAGGCCUAUGAUUGUGGGAAGGGCCCAGACGGAGCAAAUAUGAAGAAAUCCCACAAAGCAACGGUGCAUAUCCAGGUGAACGAUGUCAAUGAGUAUGCCCCGGUGUUUAAAGAGAAGUCCUACAAAGCUGCCGUUAUUGAGGGCAAGAGGUAUGACAACAUCCUGAAAGUGGAAGCAGUGGAUGCUGACUGCUCUCCCCAGUUCAGCCAGAUCUGCAGCUAUGAAAUCGUCACACCAGAUGUUCCCUUUGCUAUUGACAAGGAUGGUUACAUUAAGAACACAGAGAAGCUGAACUACGGCAAGGAGCACCAGUAUAAGCUCACCGUGACGGCCUAUGACUGUGGGAAGAAGAGAGCUGCUGAGGACGUGCUGGUGAAGAUCACCAUUAAACCUACAUGCAAGCCAGGCUGGCAAGGCUGGAGCAAAAGAAUGGAGUACGAACCUGGAACUGGCUCCCUCGCUCUCUUUCCCAACAUCCAUCUGGAGACAUGUGAUGAGCCCAUCACCUCCGUGCAGGCCACAGUUGAGCUGGAGACCAACCAUAUCGGGAAGGGCUGUGACCGAGAUACUUACUCUGAGAAAUCCCUUCACAGGCUCUGUGGUGCUUCCUCUGGCACAGCUGAGCUCCUUCCUCCUCCGAGCAGCACGGCAAACUGGACAGUAGGCCUUCCGACUGACAACGGCCAUGACAGCGACCAGGUCUUCGAGUUCAAUGGCACCCAAGCCGUGAAGGUCCCAGACAACGUUGUUACCGUCAACAUGAAAGAGCCUUUUGUGAUUUCCGUGUGGAUGAGGCAUGGGCCUGGGGCCAGGGAGAAGGAGACCAUCAUCUGCAACUCAGACAAGACAGAUAUGAACCGGCACCACUAUUCCCUCUAUGUGCACAAUUGCCGUCUUGGGUUCCUCUUUCGUCAAGAUCCUUCGGAGGGGCAGAGUUACAAACCAGCAGAAUUCCACUGGAAGCUGAACCAGGUGUGCGACAAGGAAUGGCAUCACUAUGUCCUCAAUGUCGAAUUUCCAGCAGUGACCCUGUACGUGGAUGGAGUUUCCUUUGACCCUCUAUCAGUGACGGAAGACUACCCGCUCCAUCCCUCCAAAAUAGAAUCCCAGCUGGUGGUCGGAGCCUGCUGGCAAGAAUAUACAGGAAAUGAGAAUGACACAGAAAAAGCGACCGAGACCCCUGCAGGUGGAGAGCUCCGCAUGGCCCAGUUCUUCCGAGGCAACUUGGCCGGCUUAAUGAUCCGCUCUGGUAAACUGGAGAACAAGAAGGUGAUUGACUGCCUUUACACCUGCAAGGAAGGACUGGAUUUACAGACCUCAGAGGGCGUCGGCAAAGGCCUGAAGAUCCACAUGAACCCGAGCCAGUCAGUGUUGAGCUUGGAAGGAGACGACAUUGACCGGUUUGACAAGGCCAUGCAGCACAUCGCCUACCUAAACUCCCGCCAGUUCCCCACACCUGGGAUCCGGAGGAUCAAGAUCACAAGCACCGUGAAGUGUUCCAACGAUGAAGCCUGCAUCGCCAUCCCCUUUGUGGAUGGCUACAUCAUGGUCCUGCAGCCUGAAGAGCCCAAGAUCAGCCUGAGUGGCAUCAACCACUUUGCCCGCUCGGCUUCGGAGUUCGAGAGCCCUGAAGGGGUCUCCCUGUUCCCUGAGCUUCGCAUCAUCAGCACCAUCACGCGAGAGGUUGAGCCGGAGGGGGAGGGAGAUGAGGACCCCACAGUCCAAGAGUCACUGGUGUCUGAGGAGAUCAUGCACAACUUGGAUACCUGCGAGGUUACGGUGGUUGGUGAUGAGCUCAGCCAGGAGCAAGAGAGCCUGGAGGUCGACAUGGUCCGGCUGCAGCAGAAGGGGAUGGAGAUGAGCACUUCCAACCUGGGCAUGAUCAUUACCGGGGUUGAUACUAUGGCCAGCUAUGAGGAGGUUUUGCACUUGAUUCGCUACCGCAAUUGGCACGCAGUGUCUCUGUUUGACCGCAAGUUCAAGCUGGUAUGUUCGGAGCUGAAUGGGCGCUACGUCAGCAAUGAAUUUAAAGUGGAGGUAAACGUGAUCCACACCGCCAACCCCGUGGACCAUGCCAGCCACAUUGCAGCACAGCCUCAGUUUGUCCAGCCUGUCCACCAUUCCUUUGUCGACCUCUCUGGGCACAACCUGGCUAGCCCUCACCCAGGAUUUUCAGUGGUCCCAAGCACUGCCACUGUUGUGAUUGUGGUCUGCGUCAGCUUCCUAGUAUUCAUGAUCAUCCUAGGCGUGUUCCGGAUCAGAGCUGCCCACCAGCGGACAAUGCGGGACCAGGAUUCUGGGAAGGAGAACGAGAUGGACUGGGACGACUCAGCCUUGACCAUUACUGUCAACCCCAUGGAGACAUACGAGGACCAGCACAGCAGCGAGGAGGAGGAGGAAGAGGAGGAGGAGGAGAGUGAGGAUGGGGAGGAGGAGGAUGACAUCACCAGCGCUGAGUCCGAGAGCAGUGACGAAGAGGAGGGGGAGCGGGAAGAGGACCAGCAGAACGUGAACAGGCAGCAGCAGCUAGAAUGGGAUGACUCCACGCUCACCUAUUGAUCCCAGCUCCCUCCGCUGUUGUAUGUCUCUCUGUCUGUCUCUCUGUCUCUCUCCUUUGUUCUUCUGCCCUAGAAGACUCCGCGGCAAAACCACUCCAUCGCUCCUGAGAAUCCAUGGCGUGAACAGAGUCGCUUAGGCCCCCAGAGCUGACCAACAUCCCCCCCUCCCUAGACCCCUUGUCCUGGUGUCCUGUCUCUUCUUUCCUGGCUAAUCUCGCCAAUCAAAAUGUCGCACCUCUAGACAUUUAUUUAGUACCUAUUUCUCCCUCACCUCACAAUGACUGGAUUAUUUUUAUUUCUUCUCUGCAAGGAACUGCCUUGUGCUAUCUGUCUCUCUCGCUCACACACUCCUUGUGUCAUCUCAUUUAAGGGACGUGACCAGCCCUCUAGUCAUUGCACACGCUAGACCAUGAUUUUGAGGUUUUUUUAAUCUUAUUUUUGGUCCGGCACUAGGCUUCUGGCGUCGUUUCUCAUGCUUUCUUGUUGGGGUGGCUGAGUGUAAAAUAAUAAUAAUAAUAAUGCCAGGAUCCUUCUCUCACAAAAAGAUUAACUUUUUUUAAACUUUUGGGUCGGAUUUAUUAUUGUUUUUAUUUUGUGGCUUGUUACAUCCCUGUGAUUCUUCUUCUUCUUCUUUUUAAAUGCAUUUCUUUUCCUCCUCCUGAACUCUAGUGCAUGUGUAAAGUGGCAGAAUGAGGUUAACUAUGUUAGAAGAUUUAACGAGACUUUUUAAUAUUUUGUAAAUAAUCUUGGAAUUAUGUAAUUACGUCAUUUGUGGUAGUGAAAACGGGGAAAGGGGGGAGGGGGGACACAAGCCAUGCUAGGGUUUUAAAAUCAAAAAUCAUGCCGCAUGAUGUAAUAAUAAGGUUUUGGGUUUUCCUCCCCCCCCAAAAUUCCUGCAGCAGCAGCAUGGGGCAAGUUUAAUUAGCGUAGAGGAAAAGCUAACGAUGAUCCAAUGGCAUUGGAUUAGACUGCCAUCUUCUCUCUGGCACAACUCUACUGAUGGGUUUCUCCCCUUUUUAUUUUUUUAUAUUUUAUUGUUGUGGGAGGGGGGUGGCAAAAAAUGAUUUGACCAUGAAGGCAUCUUCAUGGACCCCCCCUUUUUUCUGGGUCCAACUGUCCUGCCUCUUGCAUUCUGGGUCCUGGUCUGUUUCAGUUUUAGGGACAGUAAGGUGGGCUGGCCAGAUCACACAAUUUCUUUUGCACAAAGGGAGACAGCCCAGUUGGACCACUUGGGCCUGGUGCUCUCUCUGGGUUGCACACUACUAGUCACGCAGGUGGCUCGGUUGAUUGUAAAAGGACAGUGUCGCAGGAAGGGUGCUUCUGUCUUGGCUGCCUGUCUUAAGUCGUGAACUUGAAUAUACAUUUUGGAGAGGAGGAGGUCAGGUCGACUUUCCUUGCUGGCAUCAUUCCUGUUUUUUU
Messenger RNA from Podarcis raffonei (Aeolian wall lizard), 4664 nucleotides. RefSeq names its product calsyntenin 1 (gene CLSTN1). Gene Ontology annotation, cellular component: postsynaptic membrane; cell surface. NCBI's taxonomy places the organism in Eukaryota, Metazoa, Chordata, Lepidosauria, Squamata, Lacertidae. The record is from RefSeq and is a predicted model, not a curated record. Bases 319 to 3246 code for a protein of 975 amino acids. Gene Ontology annotation, biological process: positive regulation of synapse assembly; positive regulation of synaptic transmission; homophilic cell-cell adhesion. Gene Ontology annotation, molecular function: amyloid-beta binding; kinesin binding; X11-like protein binding. The transcript is spliced from 19 exons.